AUGGCCGCAUGGAGCUCCGCACCGCGGGAAAGCCUGCGGGAGGAAUCGCGCUGCCGGGAGGCAUCCGGAGUGCUCGGGGAUGCUCGGAGCCCGUCCCCGGGACGCUGGGAGCCUGUCCCUCCCGGGAUGCUAGGAGCCCGUCCCCGGGAUGCUGAGAGCCUGUCCACGGGAUGCUGGGAGCCUGUCCCCGGGAUGCUGAGAGCCUGUUCCCCGAUGCUGGGAUCCCGUCCCUGGGACGCUGGGAGCCCGUCCCGAGAUGCUGGGAACCCGUCCCGGGAUGCUGGGAACCUGUCCCGGGAUGCUGGGAGCCUGACCCCGGUUGCUGGGAGCCUGACCCGGGAUGCUGGGAGCCUGUCCCUGGGACGCUGGGAGCCUGUCCCGGGGAUGCUGGGAGCCUGUCCCCGGGACGCUGGGAGCCCGUCCCCCGGGAUGCUGGGAGCCUGUUCCCCGAUGCUGGGAUCCCGUCCCUGGGACGCUGGGAGCCCGUCCCGAGAUGCUGGGAACCCGUCCCGGGAUGCUGGGAGCCUGUCCCGGGGAUGCUGGGAGCCAGUCCCCGGGACGCUGGGAGCCAGUCCCUGGGACUCUGGGAGCCUGUCCCCGGGACUCUGGGAGCCUGUCCCCGGGACGCUGGGAGCCUGCCCCCGGGAUGCUGGGAGCCUGCCCCCGGGAUGCUGGGAGCCUGUCCCCGGGAUGCUGGGAGCCUGCCCCCGGGAUGCUGGGAGCCUGCCCCCGGGAUGCUGGGAGCCUGUCCCCGGGAUGCUCGGAGCCUGUCCCGGGGUGCUCGGAGCCUGUCCCCGGACCCAGGAGCCUCCCGAGGCCCCGCGAGGUGCGCCUCCCCCGGGACGCGCGCGGCCGCCGGGCAAAGCUCACAGCUCCCUCCCCCCGGGAGGAACUCACUAUUUCGGGGCGCUGCACCCCAGCUGGCCCGAAGGAAGCCGCCCCUUGCGACCCACCUACCAGGGUGCUAAACCCCCACACCAGGAAGGCAGGAACAGGAAGUUGCCUCCCUCCUUCCCCUUGGCGGGGUCUCUCUAG
Molecule: messenger RNA, 1035 nt
Organism: Jaculus jaculus (lesser Egyptian jerboa)
Lineage: Eukaryota; Metazoa; Chordata; Mammalia; Rodentia; Dipodidae
Product: basic salivary proline-rich protein 1-like
Exons: 1
Coding region: 1-1035 (344 amino acids)
Source: RefSeq, a predicted model, not a curated record